This is a messenger RNA of Phaeodactylum tricornutum CCAP 1055/1, 2080 nucleotides long. RefSeq lists its product with no specific name. NCBI's taxonomy places the organism in Eukaryota, Bacillariophyta, Bacillariophyceae, Surirellales, Neidiaceae. Gene Ontology annotation, molecular function: isocitrate lyase activity. Gene Ontology annotation, biological process: carboxylic acid metabolic process. The coding region runs from base 167 to 1948 and encodes 593 amino acids. The record is from RefSeq and is a predicted model, not a curated record. The transcript is spliced from 3 exons.
CUUUGCGGCGUUGGUGGGUGGGACGAAGGAAAAACAUCCUCUCGACGCGGCGAAAACAAUUCGCGAGCGAACUAUCUAUACACCGCCACAAAUCUCGUCACCGCCUUCGCGACGUGUUUUCUCCUCAAUUCGUAAAUAUCGCUAUAGAUCAAAGGAGUGAAUCGUCAUGAAAUUUACGGUGGCUUCCAUCAGUGGUAGCAGCAGUGCAUCUCCCACCAGCAAUGGUGCCACAAAGGAAGACGUUGCCAAGCCCAAGAUUCCCCGGGGCCUUCGUGCUUUGCCAGCCGCUGCCGCGUCGAGCCGAGUUUCGCCCGGGUCGGAGCUUGGAAUGCUUCGAUCCGAGGCAUCUUCCAUUGACCAGUGGUGGAAAGAUCCGCGUUGGAAGAAUACCACUCGAGUGUACUCCUCAACGGACGUGGCUUGCUUGCGUCCUUCGGCUCAGGCACGCAAUAAUCUUCGCCAAGCCCCAGGCGUGUCCUUUUCUUCCCAGCAGUCGGACAAACUCUGGAGUCUUUUGGUCCAGUUGCAAGCCCGCAAGGGCUACUCGCAUACCUUUGGCGCACUCGAUCCGGUCCAGGUUACGCAAAUGGCACCGCAUCUCAGCAGUAUUUACGUUUCUGGCUGGCAGUGUUCGAGUACGGCGUCGUCGACGAACGAACCGGGUCCAGACUUUGCCGAUUACCCCAUGAACACGGUCCCGAACAAGGUCGAUCAGUUGGUCCGGGCGCAACUGCACCACGAUCGACGUCAACAACAGGAGCGCAGCGAAGCACUUUUGGCGGGUAAGGAUCCGGGACAGCCCGUCGAUUACUUGCGACCCAUUGUGGCGGACGCGGAUACCGGACACGGCGGCCUGUCAGCAGUGAUGAAACUCACCAAGCUCAUGGUGGAAGCGGGUGCGGCGGGUAUGCAUUUGGAAGAUCAGAAACCCGGCACGAAAAAGUGCGGACACAUGGGCGGCAAAGUUCUGGUGUCGACGCAGGAACACAUUGAUCGCCUCGUGGCGUCACGCUUGGCCUCCGAUAUUCUCGGCGUCAACUUGAUUUUGGUAGCCCGUACCGAUGCCGAAGCGGCAACUUUGUUGGAUAGCAACAUUGAUGGCCGGGACCACCCGUUUAUUCUCGGGGUCACUACUCCAGGAAUGCCGACGUUGCAAGACGCCGUGGCGAAAGCUCCUGCUGGACAGGCCAACCAGGUCACUACGGAAUGGACCAAGCAGGCUAAUCUUAUGACUUUUGGCGAGGCUGUCUUGGCGACAAUUCAGCGUUCAUCAAAGCCCGCCUACCAAAAGCGCCAGAUGGAGCAACGUUGGAUGGCUUCCAAUCCCAAUACGCUCAGCAAUGCUCAAGCCCGCCGUAUGGCAGACGAAAUUCUUGGACAAGCGAAUGCUGUCAAUUUCGACUGGGAAUCAUGUCGGGUCCGCGAAGGUUACUACCAGUUGCGCCCUGGCAUUGAAUAUUGCAUCCAACGUGCAAUCGCGUACGCUCCGUACGCAGACCUUAUCUGGAUGGAAACCAAGAUUCCCGCCAUUGACGAUGCUGCGCAGUUCAGUCGUGGCGUCCACGCUGUACACCCCCACCAAAUGCUGGCCUACAAUUUGAGCCCCAGUUUCAACUGGGACGCAUCAGGCAUGACAGAUUCACAAAUCGCGUCGUUCAAUGAUGAUUUGGGUCGUUUGGGGUAUGUCUGGCAGUUUAUCACACUGGCCGGUUUCCACGGCAACGGCCUUGUUAUGACGAAACUUGCUCGGGCGUAUGGAGAUCGGGGUAUGAUAGCUUACGUCGAGCAGAUCCAACGCCAGGAACGCAUCCACAAAGUGGAGCUAUUGACACAUCAAAAGUGGUCGGGCGCCGAGCUCGUUGACCAAAUGGUAAACGUCGCAUCCGGAGGUGUUUCUUCGACGGCCGCCAUGGGUGCGGGGGUGACCGAAGCUCAAUUCGGUCAUUAAUUGUGAAUAUACUGAGGCGUCUUCCAGUAUCCUACGCCAGGAAACCCGACAACAAUAGGUGGAUUUAGUGACAUAACACGUAUUCUAGGUAGGAUGAUUGAUGGUAACAAUAAGCUGCGAGACACUUAUUUG